GGUAAAAAGUAACACCGACAUCUUUCGAUUUAAAUACUGCGACAACAGGCACGAAUUUUAUCAGUAACUGUGUUACAUUUGUCGUCGGCAGAAUAAACACAAUUAUUUAACUACCACAUAACGAUACAGACAAAAUGAUCGCCAAGAUAUUCGUCAUUGUCGCUUGCGCGUCUCUCGCCAUCGCCCAAUACACCGUGCCAAGAGCGUACGCUCCGGAGCCCAAGUACGCACCAAUCCCGUACAGCUUCGAAUACAGCGUAAACGACCCACACACAUAUGACGUGAAGAGCCAACACGAAACGAGCGACGGAAAUGGCAACGUUAAAGGAUCGUACAGCCUUUUGGAAGCCGACGGUUCCACCCGCGUCGUCGAAUACACCGCCGACGACCAAAGCGGUUUCAACGCCAUCGUCAAGAACUCCGCCUCUGCUUCCUACAAGCCAACUUACUCCGCACCAUCUUACUCAGCCUACAGACCGGCAUACAAACCUGCAUACUAAUCGUUGUUUUUCUCUUCUAAUGUGAACCAUCUAUCUUCUACACAUCGAUUCUUCUUCAUGUAUAUACCUCUUGGUAACCGCGUUCAUAUUGAACCGUGGUCCCAAAGUCAUGCCGUACCAUAAUAAUAUAAUAUAUUAUGUACCUAUAAUAUAUGAAAACGAGUACGAUUUAUAUAUGUUUUGUUACCGUCAUCAAGAAUAUCCUAGCCGGUUACUUAACACCUAAUUGAUAUUUACCUGAAAAUAAUAUAUUACUAUGUUAUAUUGUCUUGUUUUGGUUUUGUAUAAUAUUGUCUUCUAUCAUUGAACAUAAAAAAUUCUCAUUUGCUCAUCAUUCAUUAAUCAUUUAUCACGUUGUUUUAUGUACAUUAUAAUAGUAUAUUCCUAAUUGUUAACCAAUAUAAGUUAUUAUAGUUUUAAUUUCACCAAAC
Messenger RNA from Rhopalosiphum maidis (corn leaf aphid), 931 nucleotides. Its product is annotated as cuticle protein 8-like. Gene Ontology annotation, cellular component: extracellular matrix. The transcript has 2 exons. Lineage: Eukaryota; Metazoa; Arthropoda; Insecta; Hemiptera; Aphididae. The record is from RefSeq and is a predicted model, not a curated record. The coding region runs from base 135 to 500 and encodes 121 amino acids.